Otolemur garnettii (small-eared galago) is the source of this 1695-nucleotide messenger RNA. It is a transcript of the gene GPR173, whose product is annotated as G protein-coupled receptor 173. Gene Ontology annotation, biological process: G protein-coupled receptor signaling pathway. The record is from RefSeq and is a predicted model, not a curated record. The transcript is spliced from 2 exons. Lineage: Eukaryota; Metazoa; Chordata; Mammalia; Primates; Galagidae. The coding region runs from base 259 to 1380 and encodes 373 amino acids. Gene Ontology annotation, cellular component: plasma membrane. Gene Ontology annotation, molecular function: G protein-coupled receptor activity.
AUUUAGACAAGCCGGUCUGUAUCCACGGCAACAGAAGCAGGAGUGACUGGCCUCCAGAUCACUGAGGGUCCCACAAUGUGGUCUGGGUUGUGAUUUAUCCUGGGUGAGGCAGCUUGAGCCCCCAUCCUGGAUUCCAAGACAUCCCUGCUGAGAGAGCCCAGGUACAGCACAGCAGGACAACUGAUGGAGCCCACCGAGGCCCAUCGCGUACCAGACUGGCUGACCCCAUAGGGUUGGCAGUAGCCCUUACCCCUCACUAUGGCCAACACCACCGGAGAGCCCGAGGAGGUGAGCGGUUCACUGUCCCCACCAUCAGCAUCGGCUUAUGUGAAGCUAGUGCUGCUGGGACUGAUCAUGUGUGUGAGCCUGGCAGGCAACACUAUCUUGUCCCUGCUGGUGCUCAAGGAGCGUGCCCUGCACAAGGCUCCUUACUACUUUCUGUUGGACUUGUGCCUGGCUGAUGGCAUACGCUCUGCCGUCUGCUUCCCUUUUGUGCUGGCUUCUGUGCGUCACGGCUCCUCGUGGACCUUCAGUGCACUCAGCUGUAAGAUUGUGGCCUUUAUGGCUGUGCUCUUUUGUUUCCAUGCGGCCUUUAUGCUGUUCUGCAUCAGUGUCACCCGCUACAUGGCCAUUGCCCACCACCGCUUCUAUGCCAAGCGCAUGACACUCUGGACAUGUGCAGCUGUCAUCUGCAUGGCCUGGACCCUGUCUGUGGCCAUGGCCUUCCCACCUGUCUUCGAUGUGGGCACCUACAAGUUUAUCCAGGAGGAAGACCAAUGCAUCUUUGAGCAUCGCUACUUCAAGGCCAAUGACACACUGGGCUUCAUGCUUAUGUUGGCUGUGCUUAUGGCAGCCACACAUGCUGUCUAUGGCAAGUUGCUCCUCUUCGAGUAUCGUCACCGCAAGAUGAAGCCAGUGCAGAUGGUACCAGCCAUCAGCCAGAACUGGACAUUCCAUGGCCCUGGGGCCACAGGCCAGGCUGCUGCCAACUGGAUCGCUGGCUUUGGCCGUGGGCCCAUGCCACCAACCCUGCUGGGUAUCCGGCAGAAUGGGCAUGCAGCCAGCCGGCGGCUGCUAGGCAUGGACGAGGUCAAGGGUGAAAAGCAGCUGGGCCGUAUGUUCUACGCAAUCACACUGCUCUUCCUGCUCCUCUGGUCACCCUACAUUGUGGCCUGCUACUGGCGAGUGUUUGUGAAAGCCUGCACCGUGCCCCACCGCUACUUGGCCACUGCUGUUUGGAUGAGCUUCGCCCAGGCUGCUGUCAACCCGAUUGUCUGCUUCCUGCUCAACAAGGACCUCAAGAAGUGCCUGAGGACUCACACCCCAUGCUGGGGCACAGGAGGUGCCCCUGCUCCCAGAGAACCCUACUGUGUCAUGUGAAGCAAGCUGGUAGGCAGACAAGCAGGGAGAAAGUCAAGGCCACCAUAAUGGGGCUAAUAGCAAGGGAGAGAGGUGAGGCCCCACAUAGGAGCCUUCCUUUCUGAGCCCCAACUUCAGACCCCCAAACCAUCCUUAAUCUAGGCACCCUUGCCACCACCUUCCCGGGGGGGAUUGGGCAGGGGACUUGGAAAGAGGCAUUUAUAGUUUUGUAGGGCCUGCCUCUGCUGUCUCCUUCUACACUUCUACAAUCUCAUAUUCUCUCUCUCUCUCUCUCUUUCUCUCCCUUACUCUUUUUCUCUCAGAAAUGACAAUUCA